AUGCAAGCUCCAGUCCAAGCUCCAGUAGUCUUUAUGAAUACUUCACAAGAACGUACCACAGGUCGUGAAGCUCAAAUAUCUAAUAUCACAGCUGCUAAAGCUGUUGCUGAUGUCAUCCGUACCUGUUUGGGACCAAAGGCUAUGUUGAAGAUGCUUUUGGAUCCAAUGGGUGGUUUAGUUUUAACUAACGAUGGUCAUGCUAUUUUACGUGAAAUUGACGUUGCUCACCCAGCAGCUAAAUCUAUGUUGGAAUUGUCUCGUACUCAAGAUGAAGAGGUUGGUGAUGGUACUACAACUGUUAUCAUUUUGGCAGGUGAUAUUUUAACCCAAUGUGCGCCAUACUUGAUCGAAAAAAAUAUUCAUCCUGUUAUCAUUAUUCAGGCUUUGAAGAAGGCUUUGUCUGAUGCUUUGGAAGUCAUCGACGAAGUCAGCAAACCAGUUGAUACAGAAAAUGAUGCUGCCAUGAAAAAAUUGAUUCAAGCUUCUAUUGGUACUAAAUAUGUUAAUCAUUGGUCCGAAAAGAUGUGUGAAUUGGCACUAAAAGCUGUGAAAACUGUAAGAAUAGAUCUUGGCACCGUCGCAGAAGGUGAACCUAAAUAUGAAAUUGAUACCAAAAGAUAUGUUCGUAUAGAAAAAAUUCCAGGUGGAGAAGUUAUGGAUUCCCGUGUUUUAAAUGGUGUCAUGUUAAAUAAAGAUGUCGUUCAUCCAAAAAUGUCUAGACUAGUGAAAGACCCAAGAGUAGUCUUAUUAGAUUGUCCAUUAGAAUAUAAGAAGGGUGAAUCUCAAACCAACAUUGAAAUUCAAAACGAAGAAGAUUGGGAAAGAAUAUUACAAAUCGAAGAAGAACAAGUCCAAUUGAUGUGUGAACAAAUUCUAGCAGUCAAACCUACUGUAGUAAUUACAGAAAAAGGUGUCUCUGAUUUAGCUCAACAUUUCUUGCUAAAAGGUGGUUGUAGUGUCUUAAGGAGAACAAAGAAAUCUGAUAAUAAUAGAAUUGCCCGUGUCACUGGUGCAACUAUUGUUAAUCGUGUUGAAGAUUUAAAAGAAACUGAUGUAGGUACAAAAUGUGGUCUAUUUAAGGUUGAAUUGAUAGGUGAUGAAUAUUUUACCUUCUUAGAUGAAUGUGAAGAUCCAAAGGCAUGUACUAUUAUGUUGCGCGGUGGUUCCAAGGAUAUAUUAAAUGAAAUUGAACGUAACUUACACGAUGCAAUGGCUGUUGCUCGUAAUGUUAUGUUAUCACCUUCCUUAUCUCCAGGUGGUGGUGCUACUGAAAUGGCCGUUUCUGUCAGAUUAGCUGAAAAGGCUAAACAGUUAGAAGGUAUCCAACAAUGGCCAUAUCAAGCAGUAGCAGAUGCAAUGGAAUGUAUUCCACGUACACUAAUACAAAAUGCUGGUGGCAGUCCAAUUAGAAUAUUAUCACAAUUAAGAGCUAAACACGCCCAAGGUAAUCAUACCAUGGGUAUCGAUGGUGAUAACGGUAAAGUGGUUGAUAUGGUAGAUUAUGGUAUUUGGGAGCCAGAGGUAAUUAAGCAACAAAGCAUCAAGACCGCUAUUGAAAGCGCAUGUUUAUUAUUGAGAGUUGAUGAUAUCGUCAGCGGUGUAAGAAAUCAUGAAGAAUAA
This is a messenger RNA of Vanderwaltozyma polyspora DSM 70294, 1620 nucleotides long. It is a transcript of the gene CCT3, whose product is annotated as chaperonin-containing T-complex subunit CCT3. Gene Ontology annotation, biological process: protein folding. The transcript has a single exon. Gene Ontology annotation, cellular component: chaperonin-containing T-complex. The coding region runs from base 1 to 1620 and encodes 539 amino acids. The record is from RefSeq and is a predicted model, not a curated record. Lineage: Eukaryota; Fungi; Ascomycota; Saccharomycetes; Saccharomycetales; Saccharomycetaceae. Gene Ontology annotation, molecular function: ATP hydrolysis activity; ATP-dependent protein folding chaperone; ATP binding.